CCACUGUUUAAAUUCAGGAGGAUGUUCGCCCUUGCUCAAACUGCCGGAUGAGCAGCGCUGUGGGACGUGUUGUGUUUUUUUUUUUUCACUCACGGGUGGUUUCCAUAUGGUUCCUCCGUGGUGAGGCGUAUUUUACUCCUCUGGGAGGCUUCAAGCUUCACUGCCAGCUCCGCUAAUUAGCCUCGUUUGGCUCUGGAAAGACCAUUGCGAGAGAGGAUCUCCAAUGGACCUAUCUGCUGGUCGUCCGUGUAGAUGCGUCAGAGUGUGGAGGGGCGGUGCACCGCGGGCGAGGUGAUCCCCGAGUUUAAAAACGCCAGAAGUCCUCCGCGCGCCGGAGUAGUGCGUCACAGCGACCCAGCAGAGCCAGGAUCCCCCGACACACAGUUAUCUCAACACGGCGACGAAAAUAGAUUUUCUGAGACAACACGUCCGCGCCAGUCAUGAUCUUAUUCCACUUGUUUUAAUAUUUUUGACGCACGCCGCUAAGAUUUUUCUAUCUUGGAUGCGCCUUUUCUCCAUAUUUUAAAUAGAAACAAGUCAGCCAAGGCCUUUUGACUUUGACAUUACUCAUUCUCGUUGUUUGUUGGCGGCGAUACAGCGAGAGAGGAUCCUAAGAAACAGCUGGGGAAUAUAAUAAACUCCGCUAUAUGGAUAAGGAAUCGUUCCCAUCUGCAACUGUACACAGAGUUUGAUCUCAGACGUUGCUCUCUUCUCAUAGAAGAAAAUGAAAUCUGCUGAAGAGGAUGCAUAUGGCUACAUGCCAAAUGUCAGUCUGUCCCUCCCACUGGGCAACCCUUGUCUUCCUUCCCAGUACCACAGCCUCCAGACCAGCCCCACCAUAUCUGUCUCUGUUACCGAGCCUCACAGUUAUGACACCCAGGAUGACAUGAGAGCCGCCGGCUACUAUUCAGCCUCAAGCAUCCGCCCAAAUGGAGCCCCGACUUUGGAGAGCCCUCGUAUCGAGAUCACAGCGUAUGGCCAGUUUCCUGAGGAUGAGGUGGAGGAGAGCAGCCUUCCCGUUGCCAAGCGAGUCAACUCCAUAGUGACACUGACUCUCCCCAGUGCAGAUGGCUAUCGUGACCCCAGCUGCCUGAGUCCAGCCAGCAGCAUCUCAUCUCGCAGCUGCCAAUCAGACGCCUCCUCCUACGAGUCAAGCUUCUCUUACAACUAUGACAACUCACCCCAGAACUCCCCCUGGCAGUCUCCCUCUGUGUCCCCCAAGGGCUCCACCCUGGCCCUGCCAGGUGAUGGCUGCGCCUCUGGUGGCUCUGCUCGCCACUCCCCCUCCACCUCCCCUCGCACUAGUGUGACAGAUGACACCUGGAUGGGUCAGCGUAACUCCAGGCCCAACUCCCCUUGUGGCGCAAAAAGGAAGUACAGCUUCAACGGCAGUGGAGUGCCUCACAAGCACUAUCCCUACUCACCCAACCACUCCCCUGGACUGUCCCCGCAGACCUCCCCUCGUCUGAGUGUCACUGAGGAGACCUGGCUGCCAAAUACCAACCAGUAUACCAAUUCAGCCAUCUUGGCAGCCAUCAAUGCCUUAAGCACAGAUGGGCUGGUUGACCUCGGAGAGGGAAUCCCCAUGAAGGCCCGGAAAACCAGCCUGGAGCACAGCCCUACAGUUAGCCUGAAGAUGGAGCCUGGAGGUGAGGAGCUGAGUCCAGGGCAGCUCUGUGAGGACGAGCACCCCUCAAAACGCCUGUCACUAAAGAAGGAAGGCUACUGUGCAGGGUUUCUGGAUGUGCCACAACACCCAUAUUCUUGGUCCAAGCCAAAGCAGUAUGUAAGCCCGUCCCUGCCAGCUCUCGACUGGCAGCUGCCAUCCAGCUCAGGGCCGUACAGCCUGCAGAUCGAAGUGCAGCCCAAGUCCCACCACCGGGCCCAUUAUGAGACAGAGGGCAGCAGGGGAGCAGUGAAGGCCCUGGCAGGAGGACACCCAGUUGUUCAGCUCCAUGGCUACAUGGAGAGUGAGCCUUUGACCCUGCAGCUGUUUAUCGGCACAGCUGACGACAGGAUGCUGAGGCCCCACGCCUUCUACCAGGUCCACCGCAUCACUGGGAAGACGGUGUCCACACCGAGCCACGAGGCCUUGCACAACAACACCAAGGUGCUGGAGAUCCCACUGUUGCCAGAGAACAACAUGCGGGCCAUAAUUGACUGCGCAGGGAUCUUGAAGCUGCGUAAUUCAGAUAUUGAGCUGCGGAAGGGGGAGACCGACAUCGGUCGUAAGAACACACGUGUGCGGAUGGUUUUCAGAGUUCACAUCAACCAGGCCACAGGCAGAACAGUGUCCCUGCAAGCUGCAUCCAACCCCAUUGAGUGCUCUCAAAGAUCAGCCCAGGAACUGCCGCUGGUGGACAAGCAGAGCUUGGAGACGAGUCCCGCCCCCGGAGGGGAGAGGAUGCUCCUGGAUGGACACAACUUCCAGCACGACUCCAAGGUGGUGUUUGUGGAAAAGGCUCAAGACGGCCACCACCUCUGGGAGACUGAGGCCAAGGUUGAGAGAGAUGCCUCAAAGCCUAAUUUGCUCAUGGUUGAAAUCCCUCCCUAUCGCAACCAAAGACUCUCGACUCCUGUUCGUGUGAACUUCUACGUCUGCAACGGCAAAAGGAAAAGGAGCCAGUAUCAGUGCUUCACCUACGUCCCUGCCAGCGUUCCAACAAUAAAGACGGAGCCACAUGAUGACUAUGACGCCCCCUUGGUGUGCAUCCAGCAUGGCUCCACACCAUCUUUGAACCCAAAGCCAUACUUUCCCCCACAGGUCAUGAUCCCGAUGAUGACCUCUGACCUCAGGCAGUGUAUUGUAGGCGGGGCUUACCCUAUCAGCCAGCAGAGAUUGGCAGCCAAGCCCUCCUUGCUGCCCUCCUCCUCCUCUCCGAGUACCAGCCCCAAACUGCAAGACCUGUCGCCAUCACCCUUCUCCAAGUGCCUCCCUGCCAGCCCAGCAGUCCCACACCAAAGCCCCCAGUCUCCGGUGUCUCACAUCUCCAUUAUCCAGGAGACUCCCGGGCGCUACCAGCCAUCCAGCAGCUCCUCCCCGAGCUCGCAGUCCUCCACCUCGACUGACGCUCCCUUUUCUCCAGCCCAGUGCAUGACACCAGCCCAGCCAGUCGGCAGCAGCACCAGCCCAGGGGCCCAGCAACACCCCAAGGUGCCAGAGAGAGGGCGGUGCUCCCUGCAGGAGGACAGCAGCCCCCCAACACUGGCUGUCAGCAUCAAGCAAGAACCACAGGAGCUGGACCAGAUGUAUCUGGAUGAUGUCAAUGAGAUCAUCAGGAACGACCUCUCAAGCAUUUCUGUCCACAGCCACGCGUAGUUUCCCAUCACCUACAAAAGUGGCACAGGAAACCAAAACACCAAACAGAACUGACUCUGUGCUUUGCAUGCUUGGAUUCACAGCAUGCAAAAAGAACAAAUGUAAAUGUGCUGUCCAGGUGACCAGGGUCCAGUGUGUGCCUUCUUUUUCAUAUGUAAUGCCUUUACUCAAAAGUAAUCCGAGGAAUAAACCAUGAACGACUUUCUGAGACAUCUAAAUUGAGUAUGUAGCAACCAAACCUGCCAUCCCCAGCUCAGACAACAAAGUAUGCUUUCAGAGGACCAAGACUUUUUUAUAUGUGUUUUUUGCUCUGGUUUGUAAAUGACUCAGUGCUUAUGAGUUAUGUAAUUUGUAUAUACAGUGUGUUUAUUGCUUCAGUCUGCCUAUCUGGCGUUACAGAGAGAAGUGCCUUUGACUGGAAAUGGACAGACGUGGCUGGACUUAUGGCUUCAUAAGACCAACCUCAGAUUUUAAAACAAGAUUUUUACAGCGAGAUAACAAAGCUUUUGCUGACCAGCGUAUGCUGGCCACAAGUGUCACAUAAGUGGUUAAGACAUAUUGCAACACUAACACAAAUAGAGAUGUCAUAAAGUGAGCAAACCAACUUAGCAAUGUCCGUUCGGAUGAGCAUUUCAUUUCUUAGGAGUUCAGGUUGUCAUUUAUAACAUUUAUGCAGCUAUCAUUUCAAAAGCUGCAUAGUCUCGCUUCAAAUCCUAUUUGGUCGUUUGUAUGGACUUUUGUUGCGACAAAUAAAACUGAAUACAUUCACGACCAACAAUCAGCACUUAACCACAACACCUCCGGUAUUAGUAGUUAUUCUGUUACACCGACAAGUCACCUGAAGUCAAACGGCUCAGUCCAAGCUCUUUAUACACUAUUAGUAUACAAAAAACAGUCACAGGAUGUGGAGUCAUUUUUUU
This is a messenger RNA of Monopterus albus (swamp eel), 4239 nucleotides long. RefSeq names its product nuclear factor of activated T cells 1 (gene nfatc1). The coding region runs from base 725 to 3319 and encodes 864 amino acids. Lineage: Eukaryota; Metazoa; Chordata; Actinopteri; Synbranchiformes; Synbranchidae. The record is from RefSeq and is a predicted model, not a curated record. Gene Ontology annotation, biological process: cytokine production; calcineurin-NFAT signaling cascade; regulation of transcription by RNA polymerase II. The transcript has 10 exons. Gene Ontology annotation, cellular component: transcription regulator complex. Gene Ontology annotation, molecular function: RNA polymerase II cis-regulatory region sequence-specific DNA binding; DNA-binding transcription factor activity, RNA polymerase II-specific; transcription factor binding.